CAAACCAUGUUUUGCCGUAUUUAAAAGUUGAAGUCAAUUUCCACUACAGCUAUCUACACGCGCUCUUCCAAAUUCAGUUUACUAAAAAGGUGAAUAUCUGCUAAAUCUGGUUAUUUUUUAAAGACGUUGCUUGGUUUACUUUUUAAAAAUCUGUUUAUUGCCAAGAGAAAGGCAAAGUUUGAGAGCUAUCAUUAUUAUGCAGAAUCAUUAUUUAAACGUUCCUAGCUAGGGGGCUGGCCAUGCCACAUGUUAUUAGCUAGUAUCAGGAAAAAAAACGUGCAAAUUAGAAAGUCAAACUGUAGCCAGCGGUUGAAUGCAUGAUCAUGGUGUAACAUUGUAAGCUACCUAACGUUACCUGAAAGAUAAUUUAAGUAUUCACGUGCUACGAACUUGUUGAGUAAAUUAGCUCGGUAACCUGGCUUCAGCGACCACCAGGCCACACUUCGAGGAAAGAUGUCUACCAUCAGAUUUGGAUCAACUUGUAGUCCUUCGAAGACUACUCUAGCUGAACCAUUGCCACGCUGGAACGAUGAGGAAGGGGAAAAGGCUGAUCCAGAAGAUGCCUGUGAUCCAAAUAAACUCCUUCAGUGUCCAUACGACAAGAACCAUCAGAUCCGUGCCUGCCGCUUUCCAUACCAUCUGAUCAAAUGCAGCAAAAACCACCCUAAACUGGCCAGUGAAUUAAAAACGUGCCCUUUCAACGCCCGCCACCUGAUGCCCAAGCAUGAGCUUUCACACCACAUUGCUAACUGUGUUGACAGAAUAUCUGUGAAUGCAGAAGACUGCAGCGCUGAGGUGCAGAGCAAAUGGCAGGUACCUGUUAGCACCUGGACAAACACCAACUGUGAUGAGGACUGGGAUAAAGAAGCUGAUAUUUCUUCGGUGCCUUUCGUAUGGGGAGUGUCCACAAACCUGAUCAGUCAGAACAGGACUGAGCCAUGCACUACAAACAAUCUUACUCCUGGACUCCGAGCUCCAAGAACUCUGCCCUGGAAAAUGUGACUGACUAAGGGCAGAAUGAGUGACAAAAGUUGGAAGUCAAGAGGCUAUCUUGCAGUUAAGUUUUAUAUCAUAGAUGCAUGUUUUAUUAGUUCACUUUGACUUGAUUAUGGACACGUUUGAGAAAAAUCCCAUUGACUAUAAAUGCAUGCUUUGUAACCUAACCUUAGACAUGGUGAUUGGGGUUUGUGUCCCCUUUUUUGUUAUUAAAAGGCUUUUUUGCAGAA
Messenger RNA from Salvelinus fontinalis (brook trout), 1226 nucleotides. RefSeq lists its product as uncharacterized. The record is from RefSeq and is a predicted model, not a curated record. NCBI's taxonomy places the organism in Eukaryota, Metazoa, Chordata, Actinopteri, Salmoniformes, Salmonidae. The coding region runs from base 454 to 1002 and encodes 182 amino acids. The transcript is spliced from 7 exons.